Messenger RNA from Fulvia fulva, 420 nucleotides. Its product is annotated as FAD-dependent monooxygenase terC. Lineage: Eukaryota; Fungi; Ascomycota; Dothideomycetes; Mycosphaerellales; Mycosphaerellaceae. Bases 1 to 420 code for a protein of 139 amino acids. The transcript has a single exon. Gene Ontology annotation, molecular function: FAD binding. The record is from RefSeq and is a predicted model, not a curated record.
AUGGUGGCGCAAAUGGCGAAUGAUGGGCUGCUGCGGAUCACGUACCAGGACGACGGCAGCUUGAGUCGGGAGGAGAUGAGAGAGAGGCUUCCGGGGAAGUUUAAGGUCAUUGUGCCCGGUAGUCCAGAUGAAGAUGAGUAUGAGGUGGUCAACUUCAGCCCAUACCGGAUCCACCAGCGAUGUGCGGAGCGCUUGAGGCUGGGCAGAUUCGUCCUGGCGGCUGAUGCGGCGCAUCUGUGUAAUCCUUACGGAGGCAUGGGCUUGACAGGCGGCUUUGCUGAUGUAGGAGGUCUCUAUGACUGCUUGUAUGGCAUAUACACUGGACAAGCCGAUGAUGCAAUUCUAGACAAGUACGACGAAAUUAGACGGGAGAAGUACUGGUCAGUCAUCGAUCCCAUCAGCACAGGAGAUCUGAAGUGA